CUCAAUGCAUCCUAGCGUCUCAAUAAGCAAAGACCCCGAAGAGUUCACAACCUAAAUACUCUGAGGCAUGGCACUCCAGCGAGACAUCUUGUUGCACGAAUUCCCCUGCUUUGAAACGGCGGAGCUCCUAGGCGGUCAGCCUAACACAGGCUGGUGCCACCCUGCCCGUGGGAGCCGUGAGGGUCUCCAGAUGAGACGGGGGAGUCUCCCUGCCUGGCCCUAGAAGAGCCCAGGACACGCCAGAGAUCAGGAGCUGCGGGCUGAGCUGUGGGAGCCCUGCAUCACCCCCGAGGGCCCUUUCCUGUUUGUCGCUCUCAGCCAGGUUGUUUUGCUUCCAGCGCUGGGUAGACAGCCCCACUUCUCCCUCACUCUGAAGCUGCCUGGGGACCCUGCGGGACCGCACUUCUGCCUUCGAGGCGCUUUUGGGAAGGAAACGGCUCCUCCGCCCACCUCUCCCGAAAGGGCCAGGAUCCAGGGCAUCCCAGGAUGCGUCUGGUGCAGAAGUCCAUAUGUCUGCUGCUGGUGGCCACGGCGUCCCUGGCCCUGCUGUACCUGCACGUCUGGUCGCCCAAGCCCUACAGCACGGUCGACCUGCGCAACCGGCCGGACCGAGCCCCCGAGCAGCUGCUGGGCGAGCCCUUGCUGGGCCCCUCCAACAAGUACGCCCACAUCCCCUUCCGGCUCAAGGAGGAGAUCCUCGAGCUGCUGCCCCGGAACUCGUGCUCGUGCGAGGUGGUGCCCGGCGGGAAGCUGCCCUUCCCCAAGCAGCUCUUCGGCCAGCUCUACUCGCUGGAGUUCACCGCCGCCUUCGGCCCCGUGGAGCUGGCGCGGAUCCACGGUACCCGGGAGCAGGAGUACCAGAGCGACCAGCAUCGGACCAAGUCUCCAGCUGACCAGCUGCUGAUCGUCAGAGCCAACUCCCCACUGGAGUACCCCGCCCAGGGCGUGGAGGUGCGCCCACUCCGGACCAUCCUCAUCCCAGGGCUCAGCUUGCAGGCGGCCAGCAGGAAACUGUACGAGGUGACCCUGACUGCCACCCUGGGCACCUUCGAUGUGGCGGCAGUGGUGGAGGGGGUGAAGGCGCAGGGCGAGGGGGAGACGCGUCUCUCACUGUCGAGCGACCAGUUGGACAACCUCAACCGCCAGCUGCAGUUCGUCACCUACACCAACACGCUCUUUCACCCCAACACCGCGGACACAGUGCAGUUUGCUGCCGAUGGGCACCAGGCAUCUUUCACCAUCCGAAUCCGCCACGCACCCACGCCCAAGCUCUAUAACCCGGGAUCCCCGGGCGACGGCGGAGCAGAUUACAACAUCAGCGCCCUGGUCAGCAUUGCGACCAAGACCUUCCUGCGGUAUGACAAGCUGCGGGUGCUGAUCGCCAGCAUCCGCCGCUUCUACCCCACGGUGACCAUCAUCAUCGCAGACGACAGCCAGCACCCCGAGCCUGUGGGCGGCCCCCACAUCGAGCAGUACUUCAUGCCCUUCGGCAAGGGCUGGUUCGCAGGGCGCAAUCUGGCCAUUUCCCAGGUCACCACCAAGUACGUGCUGUGGGUGGAUGACGACUUCAUUUUCACGCCCCGCACCAGGGUGGAGAAGCUGGUGGACGUGCUGGAGAAAACCAGCCUGGACCUGGUGGGGGGCGCAGUGCGGGAGAUCACAGGGUUCACCACCACCUACCGGCAGAAGAUCAGCGUGCAGGCAGGAGGCAAGGAGGGUGACUGCCUGCAAAUGCGCCAGGGCUACCACCAUCUCCUCGAGGGCUUCCCCGGCUGCGUGGUCACCGAUGGAGUCGUCAACUUCUUCCUGGCCCGCACAGCCAAGGUGCUGCAGGUGGGGUUUGACCCCCGGCUCAGCCGUGUCGCCCACCUCGAGUUCUUCAUCGACGGGCUGGGCGUGCUGCACGUGGGCUCGUGCGCCGACGUGGUGGUGGAUCACGCCUCCAAGAUCAAGCUGCCCUGGCAGAAGACGGAGAGCGAGAAGCAAUACGCCAAGUUCCGCUACCCCCCGUCGGCCGACAGCAGUGUCAGCGUCAAACACGGUCUCUUCUACUUCAAAAACCGCUUCAAGUGUAUGACAGGCAACUAACCCCACUGGGCUACCAGCCCCGCCCUGCCAGCGAGCCGGAUCCCAGGGAGAGCCCCCCCCCCAUGGAGCUGGGGCUUUUUAUCCUUGUACCAGGCCAGGGAGGUGACCCCUGCUACCCCUGGCUCGCUGGUGCCUCCCACCCAGCGCCAUCCCCACGCCCUGCCAGCUUCAGGCUGUCUCCAUGGUGGGGGGUGGGGAGUCUCCCCCACUUUCCCAGCUGGUAGCAGGGCCUGGGGGAAUCCAGUCGCACAGUGGGAUACUGGGAAAUUCCCUGGACCACAGGAUGGGUGGCUGAGAAUAGCUUACAUCACCCCGGUGGCUGAACCCCCACUUUCCCCCAGAGAUGCUGUUUUAUACUGGACAGACCUGCCCCCCUUCACAGCUGGAUUUCUCCAGCCCCCCCUGCAGGAGAGAAAAAGCACAGCCCCCGCCCCUCCCAGCUGCCUUGGGACAAGUGUCAGUACCUCAUUUUAUUUUGUGCCAAGUCGUUAUAGCCCCCAUCUGCCCCCUCUGGGAGAGUUCCAACUUCAAGUGCCAAAGCCUGCGGGAGGGGGGGCAGCCCUUCGAGCAAGGGGAAGGGCUGACGCCCAUGGCUGGGUGGGGGG
Molecule: messenger RNA, 2693 nt
Organism: Dermochelys coriacea (leatherback sea turtle)
Lineage: Eukaryota; Metazoa; Chordata; Testudines; Dermochelyidae
Gene: B4GALNT1
Product: beta-1,4-N-acetyl-galactosaminyltransferase 1
Exons: 13
Coding region: 487-2088 (533 amino acids)
Biological process (GO): ganglioside biosynthetic process
Cellular component (GO): Golgi membrane
Molecular function (GO): hexosyltransferase activity
Source: RefSeq, a predicted model, not a curated record